GAUUGUGUGACCACAAGGUACAAGUCGGUCGAUAGGCAUCCUCAGAAAUUCUACUAGUGCGAUUAUUUCAAGGAAGCAACGUGAUGAACUGUGCAGUGGCGGAUCGGACGAGUCAUUUUCUUUUAAUUCGUUUAUUCGAAAUCGAAUAAAUAAAAAGUUGAAUUGAUGGCAUCUGAAACGAGAUCUAUGAUUCAAAAUAACCUCGAUAAUUUUUCGAAGCAAGACCGGAUGCGAACUGUUCAAAACAAAGACAGCGAAUUAGAGCCACCGUUUCGACGAGCUAUUUCUCUUAGGCUACCCAAAUCAUCGAAUUCAAAUACUAUUGAUCGCAAUCGAUUAUAUGUAUCGACAUAUCAUGGAAAAUCAUCGAUGUCCAUGACAUGGACACCAGACAAAACCAUACCAGUUUGUCCCGCCAGGCAUUCCACACCUACGAUUGACGCACCUGCGCCGGAAUAUCUUGCCCGAAAUCUUCUUCAACUUGGUUGUCCUGUUGUGUCAAUGCCCACACCUCGUGGAGGAGUAGGGUCUGAACCUCCGCAGAGUAGCGAUAGCGAUGAAUACUCGACGACGAAUACUCAACAGCAUAGUCAUGGACAUGGAUAUGGUCAAGGACAGGUGGAUAUCUACAACGUGCCCAAAGUCCAGGUGUCGGGACCAUCGAACAAUGAUGAAUCCUCUUCCGUCAUCAAUGGGUCUGCGGGGUCCAUAGGAGCACGAUCCGCGCCCAGCACGCCUCUUCAAGUAUCUCCUGGUGCGCAACAAGCGGGCCAACAGUCGAUUAGUGGCUCUCAGCUUACAGUAACUUCUGCCAAUAACUCUCAGCCUCCGAGAAGUCCGAGCCACGCGACCUUGAGAUGUAACGACAGAUGCGGAAUUGGUUUAUCGCAAAAUUUUUCUUCGACAACCCACGAAUACGUUCUUCAGUCUGCAAAGAAGAAGGCAAAGAGAUAUUCUGUCAGUCAUCUUUCAAAACCGCUUAGCAGAAGUGCACCAUCAAUGGCAGCUGGUGGUGUCGUGCAGGCUCCAGGAAAUGUUAACAGGUCCUCGUCUACAUCCUCACCAACAACUACCAGUAGCGCAAGACAGAAGAAAUUCCAUAGGCAUUUCUCUCAGGUUGCUGCGGAUGAACGUGUACUGAAUUAUUAUAGCUGCGCACUGGUAGGCGACAUCUUGUUGCAAGGACAUCUGUACAUUACACCAAACUACUUUGCAUUCUACAGUAAUGUGUUUGGCUAUGUAACGAAGCUAUUGAUACCUACGAUUUCUGUAUUGAAAAUUAGCAAAGAAAAGACCGCGCGAAUCAUUCCAAAUGCGGUGGCGAUUACUACAGAAGAGGAGAGACACGUUUUUUGCUCCCUUCUAUCUAGAGAUUCGACUUUUAAGCUGAUGAAACAGGUUUGGGAUGCAGCUACGGAACCACAACCAUCACCAACCAUCUUACCGUUGGCAAACGAAGAAAAGCUUCUUGUUCCGUUAGUCGACGAUUCUGAAGUGAAUCCUGAGGAGGAUGAUUCCAGUAUGUCCGAAAGCGGAACGGAUCUGAAUUCCAGACCGCCGACUAUUUGUACCGAUACCGAUGGUGUUCCAUUGGCAAUUACCAGGCCGAGUUUGCCACCACCUCCAAAAGUGGAACCAUCACCAACGGUGCCAUUAUUACCUACUACAUCCAAAUCCACUGGUAUCUUAUCUUUGUUCAAGAGUGGAUUGAAAACUAGCACAGUGAUCACUAUCCUGAUAGCUCUUUUGGCAGCUCUCUAUGUGUCGGCGGCUCUGAUGAUGAUUCGUAUCGAUAGGUUACACACGGCAUAUCUAAACCAUCCUCUUGUUUCGCCAGAACGUUUCACUCAGGAUCGACUUUUGCAUUAUCUUAAUACAAAUCUUGAUCAAAUAGUAAAGGUACGGCAGAGUCUACAAACGUUGUCGCAACAGUUUGUAUCAAUGAGCCAAAGUGGUGAAACAGAUCCAAGCGUAUCUGGUGCCGUUGUGGAACCGGAAGAUGCUCCGAGUUAGCCCCCGACGAAGUUAAAUAAUUUAAUGCAACCAAAUAAUACGAAUCCCCAUCGCUUCGCUAGCGUAUGAAGCGUCUCGCAUUAAUGCGAGAUUAUCUUUGUGGUUCUGCGUCGAUUACUUUCGGCGUGUGAAAACGAUUCCGAAUUGAACAACUAAUCGACAAUGUUGUUUCUAGAAUUCUCAAUAGAGCAAAUAUUAUUAUAUUAGAUCUAUCUAGAGUUACCUGAACAGAUUCUGGAAAUUAUAGAAUAUUUAAAGUAAAGCGACAAAACAGGAAAAAAAAAAA
Molecule: messenger RNA, 2299 nt
Organism: Apis mellifera (honey bee)
Lineage: Eukaryota; Metazoa; Arthropoda; Insecta; Hymenoptera; Apidae
Product: GRAM domain-containing protein 2B
Exons: 9
Coding region: 166-2013 (615 amino acids)
Biological process (GO): intracellular sterol transport
Cellular component (GO): endoplasmic reticulum-plasma membrane contact site; plasma membrane; endoplasmic reticulum membrane
Molecular function (GO): sterol binding; sterol transfer activity
Source: RefSeq, a predicted model, not a curated record